AUGUCGUCUCGACGCAACGGCUCAGUGUCUCGGGCGGCUGAGGCGGCGUCCAAGAAUCGCUUGCACAUGGACCGCAACCCGCAGCACUCGAGGUUGACUGAUCCAUCCAACCCGGCUGGUAGACGCAAGGAGAUUGACAAUGUGAUGAAGCGCGCACGUCAAGCCUCCCCGGGCAGUUGGGACAGGAAGCUGCUGGAAGUUGAAGAGAAGGACCCAAAUCGGUGGCGCCACACCGGCUACAAGCAGUUGUAUUUAGACGGUUCGGGUUCCGUGUCACCGCGUCGGUCCAGGUCACCAGUACUCGGAAGACGUUCUAGGUCUCCAGUGGUACGCCGAUCCCGGUCUCCAGUAGUACGGCGAUCCCGGUCGCCAAUGGUGCGUCGAUCUCGGUCUCCAGUGGGUCGUCGGUCUCCUAUCGUACGUCGAUCCCGGUCCCCAGUGGGUCGUCGGUCGCGGUCUCCGGUGACGCGUCGGUCUCGGUCUGCUCGACGCAGUCCACGCAAGUCACGCUCCCGUUCGCCACGGCGCAGUCCCCGUAGGAGUCCUCGUAGGAGCCCUAUCAGACGCAGUGCGGGGCGCAGCAGCCCGCGCAGGCGACGCGCGCGCCCCGCGCCCCCGCCCCCGCAGCGCGCGCCUCGUCCGCCCUCGCCGCCCGCGCCCCGCCAGUCGUCUCCGUCAGGUUCAUCGGGGAGCAGCUGUUCAGAUGAGUCCUGCUCAGUCUGCUCUGCCAAGAAUAAGAAAGGGCCUCCGCCACCCAAGCCUGCAAAGCCCAGUUCAACUUCACCGGGACGUGCUGCAGUGGCUAAACGGGCUCCACCAACCACAAGCGCUACACGAGCCGUGCAGCCCACGCGUGAACUGCUCAAAGCCAGGGAGGCCAGCAAGAGGACUCGGGAGGAGAAGGUGCUCGAAUGGCAGCGCUCCCAAUUGGACGUGACCGGUAUAAAGCGUGAGGGCGAACGUCGUCGACCGCGUCCAGAACGGCCAGAACGUACCGAACGUCCUGAACGCCCUGAACGAGGAGUCUCACCUGCUGCCAUAGUGGCCGCUCUCGCAGACACCUCCUCAGAAUCCGACUCUGAAGGCAGCUCCGAACCGCAACCACAACGGUUAACGUUGUCCGAACGCUUCGGCAAGAUGGCACAGUGGUCGCUCGACAGAUCCGCGAGGCUCGAGAACAUGCGGAUCACAAGACGAGAGGCAACUCUUCACGUGAGGAUCGAACGCACCGAACCCCCAGCUGCCCCAGGAGUCUCGGGAGACGUUCCCGCCGGAAGCUACCCGGAGGAACUACUCGCUGCAGCACCAGCAGGACUACCUUCAUGGGACGAUGUGCGAGUGCGAUACGACUACUAUAAGAAGCGCGGUUACUUGCGAGGACUGACGCUGCCAGAUUACGUGAAGUGGGAGGAGUGGUGGUACAAGUACCAGGAGUGGCUGAAGCGCGAGCGCGCGUACGAGCGCUGGGCCGAGGGCGGGGAGGGCGCGGUGGGCGGCGGCAGGAGGGAGCGGCGCCGGCGGGGGGGCCGCCACCGCCGCAGCUGA
Parnassius mnemosyne (clouded apollo) is the source of this 1545-nucleotide messenger RNA. The record is from the annotation of a GenBank genome assembly. Lineage: Eukaryota; Metazoa; Arthropoda; Insecta; Lepidoptera; Papilionidae.